AAUACCCGCACAUCUUCGUGCGUGUGUACUAGCAUAGCAUAUAAUUGAAAUCAUUUAAUCUAAUUUAAUUUCUGAAAUAAGUCUAUUUUUCGUCUAAAUCUUGAAAGAACUCCAUUUUUCGUCUGAAUCUUGUUCUAGAGAGAUUAAUUUAGAGGAGGUAACUUCAGAGUUUCUUCCGAAAGAACAUUCCUUGAUGAUUACGUGGGCAGUCAUUCGAUUGCUUUAAUUUAUUAACCGCCUAUUCCUUCCACUUGUACAGCUUCUGCUGUCAUUGGAAUUUACAGAGGGAAGAAAUGAAUGGAAAGAAGAAUGGUGGCAAUAGUACUCUUCUGUUGGUGAAGAAAGAAAGCAAUGAAGAAGCUGGAUUGUUAGGAGGGGCAACAAUGUCUUAUGAGAGUGCAAACGAGAAUCUCAAGGAGCUGGAUCGACUUCGGAAGGAACAGGAGCUCAUCAUCGCAAAGAUCAACAAGAUCCAUCAGAGGCUUUCUCAGUUUACUCCGGAGGUUCCUGAGAAACUUGAUGCUUUAUUGCCCAAACUACGAGCAUUAUAUGUCAAGGCAAAAGAGCUUGCGGAAAAUGAAGAAAAUGUAUCUAAUGCUUUUAUGAGCCAGUUGGAUGCUUUGUUGCAACCUGGACCAUCUUUGCCACAUCGAAAAAAAUUAGUUAGUGAGCAAAAGAGAAAACGGAUAAAAGCUGAUGCUGAUCCUGCCAGGUUGACAUCAUCAUCUGUUACGUUACGAGCACCACCUGAGCAUCUAAAUGUUCUUAUUGGCGAUCAGGUUGCUGCAAGAGUUACUUCUGAUAAUGCAGAUAAAGACGAAUGGAUAGUGGUGAAAGUGACACGUUUUGACAGGGAAGCAAAUAAGUAUGAAGUAAUUGACGAAGAGCCUGGUGAUGAUGAAGAGAAUGGUCCCAGGAAGUACAAAUUGCCACUCUCAUGUGUUAUACCAUUCCCAAAACGCACAGAUUCUUCUACUGCAACAGAAUUUCCAACUGGCAGCCAAGUCCUUGCAGUAUAUCCUGGAACUACUGCACUUUAUAAAGCAGCUGUAGUUGGUUCACAUCGCAAGAGGAAAAGUGAUGACUAUUUGCUUGAGUUCGAUGAUGACGAAGAAGAUGGAGUUGAUGGUCUUCCAAAAAGGCCUGUUCCAUUCUUUCAUGUUGUACAGCUUCCUGAAGGCCAUCGCCAGUGAUGCACAUCAGACGUCUGAAGAAGUAUGCUCACUGUUAUGUAUGAUAUUUUAUAAGAAUAUAUGUAAAAAAUCUAACUGCUCAGGGCUUAACAAUAUUUGCCCUGGGACCAUUUAAAGUGGAAUGCCAAUAGUUUGUAGGUGUACCAUAGGUCAUGCAUUCAUGUUUUGUGUACCAUAGGCCAUGCAUUCAUGUUUUGUGGAGUCCCUUAGUUUUCACAUAUAACUGUGGGUAUACCACCCAGAAACAGAGUUUUCCAUUGCCAUGGGACCCCAGCAUGUAAGAAAGGUUUCCUCUUCUCCUCCAUUUCAAGUAUUGAACAAGCUUUGGCGAACAUUGAAAAUAUUUUUUCAAUUAUUUUAUUAAUUGAGAUAUUGUCAAUAAUGUGUUUAA
This is a messenger RNA of Cryptomeria japonica (Japanese cedar), 1584 nucleotides long. Its product is annotated as SAGA-associated factor 29 homolog A. The record is from RefSeq and is a predicted model, not a curated record. Lineage: Eukaryota; Viridiplantae; Streptophyta; Pinopsida; Cupressales; Cupressaceae. The coding region runs from base 294 to 1193 and encodes 299 amino acids. Gene Ontology annotation, cellular component: SAGA complex. The transcript has 9 exons.